Messenger RNA from Haemonchus placei, 495 nucleotides. The record is from the annotation of a GenBank genome assembly. NCBI's taxonomy places the organism in Eukaryota, Metazoa, Nematoda, Chromadorea, Rhabditida, Trichostrongylidae.
AUGCUGUGUAGGAUUUGCCUGGAUGACAAUCAGGAAUUCUCUAAACUAAUUUGCCCAUGUAACUGCAAAGGAAGUGUCGCUAGAACUCACUCGGCCUGCCUUGAAAAGUGGGUUGAAAUCACUCACAAUACAAAUUGCCAAAUUUGUGGAACAGAUUACGAAUUAGAAUCCUGUGGAUGGAAAAAUAUCACGGAAUGGUCUGCACCACGACCAUUGUCGAACGAAUGGGAAGAUAUACUGGAUUUCCGUUGCUGUAUAGCUUGGCUGAUAUAUUUUAGCCGAUUUAUCUAUAUGAAUGCCGCCUAUGGAGCAAAAGAAACAAGUCGUCAGAUUACCGAAGCUAUAGGUGACGGUGUAUUUGCAAAGUGUUGGUGGUUCGCAUUUUGGAUGAACAUGGUAUACUACGGAUCCAUAACAGUUCUUUUGACAGAUCAAUGGAUUACUGAGAACCGUGUCUACAGAUUCCGUGAUCGACGUCCCCAAAAGAUGUGUUAA